This is a messenger RNA of Frieseomelitta varia, 1027 nucleotides long. RefSeq names its product insulin-like growth factor-binding protein-related protein 1. Gene Ontology annotation, molecular function: insulin-like growth factor binding. Bases 120 to 947 code for a protein of 275 amino acids. Gene Ontology annotation, cellular component: extracellular region. The transcript has 4 exons. Gene Ontology annotation, biological process: regulation of signal transduction; regulation of cell growth. Lineage: Eukaryota; Metazoa; Arthropoda; Insecta; Hymenoptera; Apidae. The record is from RefSeq and is a predicted model, not a curated record.
CAUGAUAAAAGAUUGCUCUCUAAUGUCGCGUUAUACGAGAGGAUCUUCACUCCCUCUUAGGAGGAAAUCAAGGAAAGGGACUCUCACUUUGUCAGUACUCUCGCCAGUUAGUCAGCGAGAUGACGCGUAAAGAAGCACUUCCUGUGUUAUCGUUGUUAAUAUUCUGUGCCGCAAUAUUUGAAAGGAACGCUUUCGCAUCGGUCGAAAUCAACGAAAGUGCUACGGGGAAGAAAGGUAUCGAAGGAUGUGUCGAAUGUGGCGAUUACAGGUGUCCGGGAAAUUCUGAGAAAUGUUUACUGGGCUCUGUUCUCGAUCCCUGCGAAUGUUGCGCAAACGGUAUAUGUGCUCGAUUAGAUGGCGAAUCCUGUUGGAAUUCUACUAUUCCCGGAUUGCCCUCCAGACACCGUAACGACGGCCAGUGCGCAAGAAAUUACGAAUGCAGAUUAAGGACGGACCUCCGAGAGCAGGACGAACCACAAGCCAUUUGCGUUUGUAUGGAACAAACGCCGGCGUGUGGCAAUGACAAUAAAACGUACACGACACCGUGCGCGCUGCACGAAGAGGCAAUGAGACGGAAAAGUUCGUCGUUUCUGACGUUGCAGCAUCUUGGCCCGUGUCAAAGCCGUCCGUGGAUUUUAUCUCCGUUGGAGGAUGUUUUGUCGAUGUUUGGCCAACGGCUGGCGUUGAACUGCGAGGCAAAGGGCUUCCCUGUUCCCGAGAUUUUUUGGGAAUUUCACGCGGCAGACGGGAGAACGGUGUUGAAAUUACCAGGCGAAGCACAGGGAGCGACAGUUCACAGCAGCGUCGGCCCCGAACCAUUUACGCGAACAUCGUGGAUGCAAUUACCUCGCGUCACUAAAGAGUAUACUGGCAUGUAUCAUUGCAUUGCCAAAAAUUCGUGGGGCGAAGCCAGUAGUACGUCUUUCGUUUCCAUGUUGGAACGCUAAAUGUAUGUUUUAUAUUAUUAUUAUUAUUAUUUUUUUUAUUAUUUUUACACGUGUAUCGCAUUUUGUAAGAGUUGAAUAAA